ACGAGUGAAGGAGCAACAGGCUGAUUAAAGCAGGAAAUAUUCACUAAAAAGUCAAAUCGAUUCAUUUUAUAUUUCUCAGGAUUUUUUGGGUCUAAAUUCUGCACGUGGUGGAUCUUCAAGUCUCAGGUGUCUGAAGGUUGAUGCCACUGUGUUUGACAGAAUGUGGAGAAAUACUACAGUAGCAGCAAUGCUCAUGUUACUGACAGGAAUUCAAGCACAGCCCAGUAUAACUUUCUCCUCUCAGAUUCUCUGUGCUGUUACUGAAUCUACAGUAAAAAUCCCCUGUACAUUUACAACACCUGGUUACUCCAAUGUCACACAGACAGAGUGGUAUCGGGUCCAGAGCUCUGAAGGAGAAACUCAAGACCUGAGGAAAGACCCACAAUACUCAGGACGAGUGUCUGUAAGCUCCUGGUGGUCUUCCUCUGAGCUAACAGUGAGGAACGUGAGAGUGAGUGACUCUGGAGUUUAUAACUUCAGAUUUAAAACACGGAGCAGUGACUGGAUAUCAGCCUCAUCUGGAGUUCUUCUGACUGUUACAGAUCUGCAGGUGAAGGUGGAUCCUGACACUGUAGGACAGAGACAAGUGAAAGUGACCUGUAGCUCCACCUGCAGCCUCAACACAUACGGAUUUUACUGGUACAAGAAUAACAGAUAUCUCUUGGCUACCAGUGAGGCCUCCAUUGUGCUUGACUCAAGCAAUCAAUAUCAUGAAGGCAGCUACUCCUGUAAGGUGGAUGAGAGUAACCACCGCUCUCCUCCAGUGUGUGUACUGGGUAAAGAGUGUUGGGGUGUGACUUACACUCCUGAACAUGUUUGUGCUCUGAAAGGCACAUCGAUUGAUGUCUCCUGCUCUUAUAAACUCCCUGCAGGCCACAGAGUGAUUAAAUCAGUGUGGUUUAUUAAAGAGCAGGCCGAUGGUGAGGCUGUGGAUGUGAGAGAGGAUGAGGAGUAUCGGGGCCGAGUGCAGUACACACACAGCUCCCAGAAUAACUGUAGUCUGAGAAUCACUAACCUGAGAGAGAGAGACGCUCAAACAUUCAGAUUCAGAUUCUACACUGAUGGGGGAAAAUUCACCGGCCAACCUGGAGUUUCUCUGUCUGUCACAGAUCUGAAGGUUGCAGUAUCAGCCACGAGUGACCAGGACAUAAAGCUGAGCUGUUCCACCACCUGCACUCUGUCUAACAACCUCACUUACAUCUGGUACAAGAACAGACAGCGUGUGUCUGAGUGUAAAUCUGCCUCCUGCUCUGUAGCUGCAGUCAGUGGUGUGGUCAGUUACAGCUGUGCUGUUGAAGGCCAUGACAGUCUCCUCUCUCCUCCAGUGUAUUCUCCGAAAAACACCAGAGCAAUGGAUCUUUCCUUUGGAGACACAGUGGAUGAGGAUUCAGUGACACUGAGCUGUAGCAGUGAUGCAAACCCUUCUGUUCUCAACUACUCCUGGUUUAAGCAGAGAGCAGCUGGUGAUACACUGUUAACAACAGGCCAGAAUUACAGCAUCAGCAAGAUCAGCUCCCAGGACAGAGGACUGUACUACUGCACUGCUCACAAUCAGCUGGGGCUCGACAACUCUACACCAAUACACCUGGAUGUGUUGGCUGAUGUGUGGAAGUUGCAUGCUGUAUGGGGAGCGGCUGCACUCGUUCCUGCUCUCCUUCUUUCUCUUCUUACUGCCGUUCUGUGCAUCAAGAGGAAGAGACAAGCAGAAAGAGACACAGAUGUUCAGCGUAUUCCAUUGCCUGGAGAUGACAUGUACAUAGAAAUGAACUCCAGGACUGUGUCCCCAGAUUAUGACACACUGGAAAAUGUUAAAAGUUUUGACAGUGAGACUUACACAACCCUGAACCCUGCAACCAUGUCCUCUGAUUAUGACACGCUGACGGGAAGUCUGAGGAAAUAUUCACUAAAAAGUCAAAUCGAUUCAUUUUAUAUUUCUCAGGAUUUUUUGGGGCUAAAUUCUGCACGUGGUGGAUCUUCAAGUCUCAGGUGUCUGAAGGUUGAUGCCACUGUGUUUGACAGAAUGUGGAGAAAUACUACAGUAGCAGCAAUGCUCAUGUUACUGACAGGAAUUCAAGCACAGCCCAGUAUAUCUUUCUCCUCUCAGAGUCUCUGUGCUGUUACUGAAUCUACAGUAAAAAUCCCCUGUACAUUUACAACACCUGGUUACUCUAGUGUCACACAGACAGAGUGGUAUCGGGUCCAGAGCUCUGAAGGAGAAGCACAAGACCUGAGGAAAGACCCACAAUACUCAGGACGAGUGUCUGUAAGCUCCUGGUGGUCUUCCUCUGAGCUGACAGUGAGCAACGUGAGAGUGAGUGACACUGGAGUUUAUAACUUCAGAUUUAAAACACGGAGCAGUGACUGGAUAUCAGCCUCAUCUGGAGUUCUUCUGACUGUUACAGAUCUGCAGGUGAAGGUGGAUCCUGACACUGUAGGACAGAGACAAGUGAAAGUGACCUGUAACUCCACCUGCAGCCUCAACACAUACAGAUUUUACUGGUACAAGAAUAACGGAUAUCUCUUGGCUACCAGUGAGGCCUUCAUUGGGCUUGACUCAAGCAAUCAAUAUCAUGAAGGCAGCUACUCCUGUAAGGUGGAUGAGAGUAACCACCGCUCUCCUCCAGUGUGUGUACUGGGUAAAGAGUGUUGGGGUGUGACUUACACUCCUGAACAUGUUUGUGCUCUGAAAGGCACAUCGAUUGAUGUCUCCUGCUCUUAUAAACUCCCUGCAGGCCACAGAGUGAUUAAAUCAGUGUGGUUUAUUAAAGAGCAGGCCGAUGGUGAGGCUGUGGAUGUGAGAGAGGAUGAGGAGUAUCGGGGCCGAGUGCAGUACACACACAGCUCCCAGAAUAACUGGAGUCUGAGAAUCACUAACCUGAGAGAGAGAGAUGCUCAAACAUACAGAUUCAGAUUCUACACUGACGGGGGAAAAUUCACCGGCCAACCUGGAGUUUCUCUGUCUGUCACAGAUCUGAAGGUUACAGUAUCAGCCGCGAGUGACCAGGACAUAAAGCUGACCUGUUCCACCACCUGCACUCUGUCUAACAACCUCACUUACAUCUGGUACAAGAACAGACGGCGUGUGUCUGAGUGUAAAUCUGCCUCCUGCUCUGUAGCUGCAGUCAGUGGUGCGGUCAGUUACAGCUGUGCUGUUGAAGGCCAUGACAGUCUCCUCUCUCCUCCAGUGUAUUCUCCGAAAAACACCAGAGCAAUGGAUCUUUCCUUUGGAGACACAGUGGAUGAGGAUUCAGUGACACUGAGCUGUAGCAGUGAUGCAAACCCUUCUGUUCUCAACUACUCCUGGUUUAAGCGGAGAGCAGCUGGUGAUACACUGUUAACAACAGGCCAGAAUUACAGCAUCAGCAACAUCAGCUCCCAGGACAGAGGACUGUACUACUGCACUGCUCACAAUCAGCUGGGGCUCGACAACUCUACACCAAUACACCUGGAUGUGUUGGCUGAUGUGUGGAAGCUGCAUGCUGUAUGGGGAGCGGCUGCACUCGUUCCUGCUCUCCUUCUUUCUCUUCUUACUGCCGUUCUGUGCAUCAAGAGGAAGAGACAAGCAGAAAGAGACACAGAUAUUCAGCGUAUUCCAUUGCCUGGAGAUGACAUGUACAUAGAAAUGAACUCCAGGACUGUGUCCCCAGAUUAUGACACACUGGAAAAUGUUAAAAGUUUUGACAGUGAGACUUACACAACCCUGAACCCUGCAACCAUGUCCUCUGAUUAUGACACGCUGACGGGUAUAGCUACCUGACUCAGUGAGGAGAAGUUCUCCAGAACUGGGGAAUGAUGACUAACAGUAGAUUUUGGUUAGUGAUGGGUGUGGAACGAUAUAUCAUGGGACGAUAAAUCACGAUAGAAAUUUGAUGAUGAUUUCAAAUUGAUGAAAUAAAAAAUGAAGCACUAUUAUCAUCAGCCUGCGUAAUCUCUUAGUUUUUCCGAACUGUAAUUGCACUAUUUAGACAGCAGUGGGUCCAAGAAUGUACAGUAGUGACAAUACAGGUGACUUCACUAUCGGUGGAAGCAGUGUUGUUGUUGAGUCACUAAACCUAGAGUCCGAGUCCAGUUUCGAGUCCCCAGUUUUCAAGUCCAAGUCAUGAAAAAAUUUUUAGUCCGAGAACAAGACUCCAACCGCACCGUUUGAUGGUGGCUGUUUUAGCGCCAUUAGCAUUAGUUUGUUCCUGAACGUGAUGUAUGAACAGGCAAAUGUGAAACAGGUUGGGAGAUGGACAUAAGUGUAGAAGGUGUGUUUAUUAAUACAAGUGAAGACCGGUAAACAAUCCAGAAUGGCAGGCAAAAUCGUAAAACAGGGAAACGGGCAAGAGGACGAGCGAGGCACAAACAGGCUAUCGUAGACUCGGCAGAAUCAAAGACGAGAAACAGGAAAUCAGGGAUCAGGAACCCAAACAAGGAAAUAAGGCUCGGUAACAUGUCAGCAAUGCAACUCAAUACUUCGCAAAGUAAGUGCAUUUUCACUAUUUUUAUAUAGGCGCGCUAAUUGCGCCCUAAUCCCGUGUAGGUGCAAGUCAUUUAUGGCGCAUGCACGAGAGUCCACUUGACGCGCGUGCUAUCCGAAGCGUGCCUGAAAGUCUAUCUGAUGCACGUGCCAAGGCACGCAGGUGUGACAGUCUUGCAUGAAAUUAGUACAAAAAUUAAUAUAGAUAUAAAUAUCUUAUGCCAAAUUAUUAUGGCAUGUUACAAAAAAUAAAGAAAAAAAAAUUCGAGUCCUCGUCUCCAAUUUACGAGUCCGAAUGCAGUUAAUACAUGAGUCCGAGUCACCGGUGCUCAAGUCCAAGUUGAGUCACAAGUUCUUAAAAUUAGGGCACGAGUCAGACUUGAAUUUCUCAGUUGUCUUUUUGCAUAUUUAAUGUGUUAUACAUACACACACUCACUCUCUCUCACACUCACUCUCUCUCACACACACACACACACACACACACACACACACACUUAGAUUAUAUGUAUAAUAUAUAUAAACAAGUGUAGUGGCCUGGGAUUAUCCUUCACAUUUACUCCGAUAUCUCGCGCUCCAGCUUUUUCUCAUCAUUGUCUCUUCAUUUGCUUGAUCUCUGUUCACACUGACAUCAGUUGAUAAUCACUUUGUUAAUCACUUGUUUAACAAAUUAUCACUUUAUCUGCUAUUCUCUAAUCCUAUGUGUUUUUUUUCAUAUGUUGUAAAAAGCUGUUUGAUGAUGAUGAUGAGAACCGAUAAUGUAGGAAAGAAAACCAACCUCCAUCAAGAUGAAUUCCACUGUUGGAUCUGUUACUGUACAAAGUUCAAAAUUUUUCUAUGUGCAAGAAUAAAAUUGAGCUUCUGAGCUUUUA
Molecule: messenger RNA, 5328 nt
Organism: Neoarius graeffei (lesser salmon catfish)
Lineage: Eukaryota; Metazoa; Chordata; Actinopteri; Siluriformes; Ariidae
Exons: 22
Coding region: 161-3757 (1198 amino acids)
Source: RefSeq, a predicted model, not a curated record